GAGAAAACUUUGACAGGAACACAAAUUUGUAUUUGCAGAUGGAGAAGUUUGAUCAAAAGUAUGGAUGCACCCCUGCACUGCUAUCACUUGCUUGGGUUCUUCAUCAAGGAGAUGAUGUAGCACCCAUUCCUGAAGGAAAACGGCGAAAUACUAGGUUGGCUGUUCGAGAAAAGCUGUACAAAUCCAGCAUUCUGAAAGCAAAAGAAAUUCUUCAGUUUAAGAUGAUGAAAACUGGAUUAGCCAAUAAGAUAGAGGAGAAAGGAGUGAUGGUUGAAUCGUUGAUGGCAACCAAAAGAGAUGCUGCAGAGAGUGUGGCAAGCUUAGAGCGUCUGAAGAUGAGAAGAAAGAAGCUAACGAAAAAGCUGAAAAGAAAAAUCAAAGACUUCCAGAAAUUGCAGGCAUUGGAGGCUGAGCUGACAUUGGAGAUGAGUUCCUCGUGA
Messenger RNA from Gossypium raimondii (Peruvian cotton), 440 nucleotides. RefSeq lists its product as uncharacterized. The transcript is spliced from 3 exons. Lineage: Eukaryota; Viridiplantae; Streptophyta; Magnoliopsida; Malvales; Malvaceae. The coding region runs from base 39 to 440 and encodes 133 amino acids. The record is from RefSeq and is a predicted model, not a curated record.